GUUCAGCUGUUCAGCAGCUUGGCAUGCAGCAGGCUGUAUGAUGGAGCAGUGCCCAAGGCAGCCUCUGGCCAGCUUUCUCAUGCUCAGCUGAAGCCUGAAGUUGCACUCGAAUGAGUUUGACACAGUUUCCGAGGUGUGGCUCAUUGAGAACCGAGAGACAAAAUAAGGCUAAUGACAAUGAGGAAUAGUUGAGUUAAUGAGAAAGGGAGGAGAGUAAGAAGGUGUGACGUUCAGGAAGAUGAAAGAUGAAGAAAGGCGGUUGGUCGGCGUAGGAUUGCAGGGGGCUGAGGUGGUAUUUAAGACUAGGGCCAGACAAAAGAAGAGGUGAGGAGAAAGAGAGACAAAGUCACAGGAAACAAAGAAGUGCUCUGUUUGGAUCUGGACGGCUGAGGCUAAAGGAAGAAGGAAGAGAGGGAGAAAGAUGGGCGUCCCUCAGCACACCAAAAAGCCGUCACCAGGAAGGACCACUGGCAGCCGCUUGGUGCCGCAUACGCCACGCCACAUGCGCUCGGGUCAGGUCCGUCACACGCCACGUGCCACUCAGCCUCGGACAGCGGCAGCCCGAAAGCAGCCCCCACACAGCUCGCAGGCUCAUGCACACAUGCAUACACAUCGCUCGCUGUCUGCUCAGGGUGGCCCGGCAAGGCCUGGGAACGGGCACACGCACACGCAUUCUCACACGCACCUGUCGGCUCAUGCUGACCACGGUGGCUGUAACCUCUUCUGCUACCUGUGUUACUGCGGCUACUGCCUGGGUCUAACUCUGCUCUCCUUUUGUCUGCUCCUCCUCCUCUCUCCUCCUUCACCUCGCUCUCACUCCUCCUCUCCUCCUCCUGCUUAUUCUCCCCUUCCUCCUUCUUCUUCCCCUGACCCCAACAAUUACUUCUCCCUGCCCUAUUUCUCCUCUUUCACUUUUCCCUUCUGCCCCCACCCCUCUCUCAACCUUUCCAACCUCUCUGCUUUCUUCCCUCUCUCCUCCACCGACUCUCUACUUCCGGAUCACUUUCCUUUCAAUCUCUCCGCCUCUUCCAUCCCAUGUCCCUCCCCCUCCUCUUCACUGCUCCGCCCCUCUCACCAUUCCUCAUCUUCAUCUGAUCGCUCCCCUCACCACUCCUCCUCUCUUUUGCCCCGUCCCUUCAUGCUGGUCCCUCCCUCUCUCCUCCUCCUGCCUCGUCCCUCUCUUUGUCACUCCGGACCUCCCUCCUCUUCCUCCUCCUCCUCUCGCUCCUUACCCUCCCUCCUGCUCUGCCCGCACAGCUUUGCGGAUCUGGAGUCCAUCCCACUGUCAGGGGCAAUGCCACGCCCCCGGACACUGCUCCGUCAGCAAAGCCUCCAGCAGCCCCUCGUUCACCAGCCGCCAGCCCCAGGCCUGGUCAGCCGGCCCCCCAUCUCCCAGAGCCUGGGUCAGCUCCACCCCCAGCCCUCCUCUGCUGGAACAGGUGGUGGAGGGGCAGGGCCAGGGGGAGGAGGGGGUGGGUCAGCGGACUCUCAGCGUGGAGGAACAGCAACACAAGCCUCCAGGGGUGGCACAGGGGGCGGUGCCUCACGCUAUAGGUCAGGAGGCGCUGGGAGCCGGGCCUUGCGGGGAAACCCAGGCAGCUGGGAUUACAUGAUGAGCCAGAUCAAGAACCGUGGCUUGGACGUGAAGUCUUUCCUGGAAGGGAAGUUUGUGGUUCUCUCUCUGGCGAUUGGAUUGGCUGAGCAGGAUGACUUUGCUAAUCUACCUGACCUACAGGAGGUACCGCCCAGUCAAGAAACUCCUUCUGACAAGAGUAGGAAUAUGGGAAAUAAGCCAGCCAACAGCCCUAAGGGUCAGCCUCCAGAUGCUGAUGGACAUUCCUCUGUCUCUGACCUAGCUAACUCGCUCACCGGAGACAUGGUGAUGUUGUCUCCUGGCUCGGAUGAAGACCAUGAAGGACCAGUCAGCGAGAAGUUAGGCAGGAUUCAGUUCAGUGUGGGCUACAGUUUCCAGGAUUCUACUCUUACUGUCAAAAUCAUUAAAGGUCAAGACCUGCCUGCUAAAGACUUCUCUGGAACCUCUGACCCCUUUGUAAAAAUAUACCUGCUGCCUGACAAAAAGCACAAACUGGAGACCAAAGUGAAGAGAAAGAACCUUAAUCCUCACUGGAAUGAGACAUUCCUGUUUGAAGGGUUUCCAUACGAGAAGGUGCGAGAGCGGACAUUGUACCUUCAGGUGCUGGAUUAUGACCGCUUCAGCAGGAAUGACCCUAUAGGUGAGGUGUCCAUUCCACUAAACAAAGUGGAGCUGGGCCACAACCAGACCUUCUGGAAGGAGCUGAAACCAUGCAGUGAUGGGAGCGGGAGUCGAGGAGACCUGCUUGUUUCUCUCUGUUACAAUCCCACUGCUAACACCAUCACAGUUAACAUCAUUAAAGCACGCAACCUAAAAGCCAUGGAUAUCGGAGGCACUUCAGAUCCCUAUGUGAAGGUGUGGCUCAUGCACAAAGACAAGCGUGUGGAGAAGAAAAAGACAGUGACCAUUAAGCGCUGCCUGAACCCUGUCUUUAACGAGUCCUUCCCCUUUGAUAUCCCCGCACAUGUGCUCCGAGAGACCACCAUCAUCAUCACCGUCAUGGACAAGGACCGGCUGAGCCGUAACGAUGUCAUUGGCAAGAUCUAUCUGUCAUGGAAGAGUGGCCCGGCAGAGGUGAAGCACUGGAAGGACAUGUUGAGCAGGCCGCGCACCAACGUGGCGCAGUGGCACGCCCUCAAAGCCUGAUCGCCCUCACUUUGUCCCACCCCCCCACCCCCCACACACCUUUGACCCUCGAGCCCCAGCCCCACCCUUAUGCACAAGACUGACUCGCUGCCAGACUGCAAAACACGGGUACUUUUAGCCAUCCACUCUCGUAACCUUUAACUUUCAACCUUGAGCUUCUUUCUUUUUCUCACCUCUUAUCUUCUCUUUUUCUCUCUUUCUUUCUCUCUACUUUCUCUCACUCCCUCUGUCUCUCUUUUCUGCUCUUCCUCUUUCAUCUAACCCUUUUUAAAUCUCUGCUGUAAUUUUGGUAACAUGUUUUGUUAAGGUCUGCAUAUCAAGUGAUCUUAAGCCUUCAGUUACGUUAUCCAAGUAGCUCACCUUUUGUAACUCUAAGCAAAUAAUAAGUCUUGACUUGUCAGUGUACCUGCUGUUACACUUGAACAGUGACUAAAGUUAAAUGAAGCCAUUUAAAAAAGCUGUAUGCAAACUUUAAUGUAAUGUGUUACCAAUGUUUAAUUUUCUUCUUAUACCUCUUUCACUUUCCACUGAGCCCAGCUCUCUGUUUAUCUGUGUGAGUGUAUAUACUCAUUCUCUAGAGGUCACACGUCGCUCCUCUGUCUGCUCCUCCUUGGUUCGCAUGCAUCUGUCUUGUUUUCUGUCCUCUUAUCUCCCUUUCUCGUGUUUUCUAUCCUCCACUCUCCUUCUCGCUCCUGUUUUUGUGGGUCAGUCUUCACUCUCUCAUUAACUCCAGGCAAGAGCCUUCGGGCGCUCAAGGGAGCUCAUUUAUCAGCCAUCUUAUGGACUUUUUCAAAACUGCGCAUAAGAGGAAUUCUGGGAAGUGUAUUUUCUCCAGACCUCAGACAUCCCUUGUGAAUCUAAGGCCUAUAGGUCAUAUUCAUUUAAUGCAUAAAGUGUGAAUGGCGGGCCCUCAGAUAUGUCCUUUGUUGCCUUUCCUUUUUGCUUCUCAUCACCAUCUCCAUUCUUAAAUUCAUUCAUCCCAGUUCCUCUUGUUCUUCUUCCAUCUUUUUGAAUUGUUCCGUUAUCUCAUCUCCGGUCUGUCCUUUCUUCUCCUUCUCUGUCUCUCUCUCUCUCCCCUCUCUAUUUCUCUUUCUUUCUCUUUGUCCAAAUGAUAACCUGUCCUUCUGUGUGACGUCUGUGUGACCCUCUUUUCUCUAUCCCUCUCUCUUGAUCUUUUUUCUCCGUGCUCUCUCUAUCUUUAGCACAACAGUAGUAAAUUUCCCUUUUUUCCUGGGACACUUUGUCGUCUGUGUGCUGUGGGUGACGUGAUGUAGCUCCAACAGAAAUAUUAUUUAUCUUACUGAACUCUGAACCCAAUCGGGAUGAAGGAAAAACCACAAUUCCGAGACAUUGUGUUCCUCUGCAACAUUCAAAGGAAGAGAUGUAAAAAAAAAAAAAAAACAAACAAAAAAAACACACACACAAAAAAGCUUGAUGUCAUUUUUUUUUUCAUAAAAAUA
Molecule: messenger RNA, 4200 nt
Organism: Pygocentrus nattereri (red-bellied piranha)
Lineage: Eukaryota; Metazoa; Chordata; Actinopteri; Characiformes; Serrasalmidae
Gene: syt7a
Product: synaptotagmin VIIa
Exons: 8
Coding region: 422-2740 (772 amino acids)
Biological process (GO): regulation of dopamine secretion; cellular response to calcium ion; vesicle fusion
Cellular component (GO): synapse; membrane; synaptic vesicle
Molecular function (GO): calcium ion binding; SNARE binding; calcium-dependent phospholipid binding
Source: RefSeq, a predicted model, not a curated record